CGCCCCUGCCUGGGCCGGGCCCGGCUCCGGGGCGGGCGCUCGGGGCUGCCCCGCGCCGUGACGCUGCGCCGCCGCCAGAAGGGCCGGGCCGCCGGCGGGACGGGAGCGGGCGGCGCCGCCGCGGUUGUGCUGCUGUCCCGGCCGCCCCACGCCCGCUGCCGCAGCUCCGUCCCCAUGGUCUGUCGGGCUGAGCGGGGGCCGGCGGGGCAGAGCGGGGCCGCAGGGCACUGACACGGGGCGGACGCCGGAUCUGCCGCUGCCUGGACCCUUGUGCUCCUGGUAGAGGAACCCCGAUACUCUGAUGGAUCUGAGGCCCUGCUCGCUGCUCCUGCUCUGGACUCUGCUGGUUGCCCUUGUUCUCCUGGCCCAAGAGGUGUUGGCCCAGCGUAUUUACACCAACACCUGGGCCGUGCUCGUCCCUGCGGGGCCCCAGGAGGCUGACAGGCUGGCCAGGAAGCAUGGAUUCCUCAACCUGGGCCCGAUUUUUGGCGACUACUACCACUUUCGGCACAGCGGCGUGGUGAAGCGCUCCCUCUCUCCCCACCAGCCCUGGCACAGCCGUUUGGCGCGGGAGCCGCAGGUGCACUGGCUGGAGCAGCAGGUGGCAAAGCGCAGGACCAAGCGAGACGUUUUCAUGGAGCCCACUGACCCCAAGUUCCCCCAGCAGUGGUACCUGUACAACACCAACCAGCGCGACCUGAAUGUGCGUCAGGCCUGGGAGCAGGGCUACACGGGCAAGGGCAUUGUGGUUUCCAUCCUGGAUGAUGGCAUCGAGAAGAACCACCCUGACUUAGAGGCCAACUAUGAUCCAGGGGCAAGCUUUGAUGUCAAUGACCAGGACCCAGACCCGCAGCCCCGUUACACUCAGAUGAAUGACAACAGGCACGGCACGCGCUGCGCCGGGGAAGUCGCUGCCGUGGCCAACAAUGGGAUCUGCGGUGUCGGCGUGGCUUACAACGCGCGGAUCGGAGGCGUGCGCAUGCUGGAUGGGGAGGUGACUGAUGCAGUGGAGGCCCAUUCCCUGGGCCUCAAUCCCAACCACAUCCACAUCUACAGUGCCAGCUGGGGCCCAGAGGACGACGGCAAGACCGUGGAUGGCCCAGCCCGGCUGGCGGAGGAGGCUUUCUUCCGAGGAGUCAGCCAGGGCCGAGGGGGGCUGGGCUCCAUCUUCGUCUGGGCGUCCGGGAACGGGGGCCGUGAGCACGACAGCUGCAACUGUGACGGUUACACCAACAGCAUCUACACGCUGUCCAUCAGCAGCACCACGCAGUACGGUAACGUGCCCUGGUACAGCGAGGCCUGCUCCUCCACCCUCGCCACCACCUACAGCAGUGGCAACCAGAACGAGAAGCAGAUUGUGACGACUGACCUGAGGCAGAAGUGCACCGAGUCGCACACAGGGACGUCAGCCUCGGCACCCCUCGCUGCCGGCAUCAUCGCCCUUGCCCUGGAAGCAAACAAGAACCUGACGUGGCGGGACAUGCAGCACCUGGUGGUGCAGACCUCAAAGCCAGCCCACCUCAACGCCAACGACUGGGUCACCAAUGGGGUCGGCCGCAAAGUCAGCCACUCCUACGGCUACGGGCUGCUGGAUGCCGGGGCCAUGGUGAGCCUGGCCAGGAACUGGACCACGGUGGGACCGCAGAGGAAAUGUGUCAUCGACGUCCUCACGGAGCCCAAGGACAUCGGGAAGCGCCUGGAGGUACGGCGGAAAGUAGAUGCCUGCCUGGGGAAGGCCAACUAUAUCAGCCGGCUGGAGCACGCGCAGGCCAGGCUGACGCUGUCCUAUAACCGUCGGGGGGACCUCGCCAUCCACCUCGUCAGUCCCAUGGGCACCCGCUCCACCCUGCUGGCCUCCAGGCCCCAUGACUACUCAGCUGAUGGCUUCAAUGACUGGGCCUUCAUGACGACGCACUCGUGGGAUGAGGACCCCUCCGGGGACUGGUUGCUGGAGAUCGAGAACACCAGUGACGCCAACAACUAUGGCACGCUGACCAAGUUCACGCUGGUGCUGUAUGGGACGGCCACCGACUCCCCCAGCCUCUCCAACCAGCUGGAGAGCAGCGGCUGCAAGACCCUGACCCCCAGUCAGACGUGCGUGGUCUGUGAGGAGGGGUACUACCUGCACCAGAAGAGCUGCCUGAAGCGCUGCCCCCCUGGCUUCGCACCCGGCGUCCAGAGCACGCACUACAGCCUGGAGAACAGUGUGGAGCCCAUCGCGCCCCACCUCUGCCUGCCCUGCCACCCCUCCUGCGCCACCUGCGCGGGGCCUGGCCCCAACCAGUGCCUGACCUGCCCCGCACACUCACACUUCAGCAGCCUAGACCUCUCCUGCUCCCACCAGACGCAGAGCAGCCGUGAGUCCCCUGCCCUGGCAGAGGGCGAGGGGCUGGCCGAGGCGCCCCCUGCAGCCAACUUGCCCAUCCUCAUCGCCAGCCUCAGCUGCGUCUUCAUCGUCAUCAUCUUUGUCACCGUCUUCCUGGUGCUGCAGGCGCGCUCGGGCUUCAGCCUGCGGGGCGUGAAGGUCUACGCCCUGGACAGCGGGAUCAUCUCCUACAAGGGGCUGCCCUCUGACAUCUGGCAGGAGGAGGGCCCCUCCGAGUCGGACGGUGAGGAGUACGAGGCCCACAACGAGAGGACUGCCUUCAUCAGAGACCAAAGUGCCCUUUGAUGAGCCCUCCUGCCCCUCCCUCCUCCCUGCCCAGCGCCACGGGGCAGGGGCAGGCGAGGCCGAGGGGCCCCGGACUCUGCCCCCGUCCCCCUCUGCGCCGUGGCGGCCUGGGGCUCCCCACCGCCAGCACCGUCCCUCAGCCCUGGCCUGGGCGGCAGGCACGGCCCUGCCGGCACCGUCCUCAGCUUGGCGCCGUCCCCGCCUUGCACCGUCUCUCACGGCCCCGUGUCCACCCCGCACCCCAGGCCCGUGGGUUGGGUGACAGCGGGACCCUGGCGCUUGCUGGCCCUGUGCUGGCAGCCACGUUCCUUGUCCCGGGCAGGCGGCUGCUGCUGGGGACCAUGCGUGUGUGCUGGGGGGGCAGUGCCCGGGCUCCCCCCCGUUGUUGCUGCAGUGGGGCCGGUGGCGCAGGGGCGGCUCUGUCCCUGCGGGCUGAGCCAAGCCUGGGGCAUGGCGCCCUCUGCGCUGCUGCCCUGAGCACACCCUGGGGCUCUGCCUGCCACCCCUGUCCCCUGUUGCUCCCUGGCUCCCCGCCACCUACCCAGGGCCUGUCUGCCUCCACCUGUGCCCGUCAACAGCAAUAAUGGCCAGGCCUCAGCCUCUGCUGCCCGCUUGCCCGCUGCCUGCCCGUCCCACCACAGCCACGGCCGCCUGCAGGGUGGAUGGAGCCCCCUGUGCCAGAAGGCACGGGCAGGGCAGCGCCUCCCCUUGUGCCCGAGGCUGGGCCCCCAGCGAGGGGAGGGACCCCCUGCCCUGGGGGGCAGCCCCAGCCCCCCUGUUUUGCCCCUGGGCAGGGCCCUGUGUGCUGCCGGCCGGCUCGGUCAGGCAGCGCUGGUGCCUGCCUGUGCCCUGGCUCUGCCUGCGCGCUGCCUGUACCGGGCAGAGCCCGGCAGCCCCGGCCCCCCUGCUCCUGCCCCCCGACGUGCCUUGCCCCCACUUGGUGACAAUCCGUUCUGCUCCCUGCCAGAGCCCCCGGCACUGCCUGCCCUCAGCCCAUUCCCUGCGGGGUGGGGGCCGGUGCCGCCAGCCCCUUUGCCGCCCGCCGCCACUGCCGCGCACCGGGGCUGCGGCACGGGCUCCUGCCUGCCCCGUGCUCGCGCCAGUCCCAGCUCCUCACAGAUGGAGCUGCCGGUAGGGGGGCCACAGGACUAUUUUUCUAUAAUAACUUUUUGGUGCACAGUAAUUUUUUCUUGUAAUUUAAUCAGCCAGGAGCUGCCUCCUGAGCCUGUUUUUAAUUUAAUGGAUGUGGAUAUAACGCUAGAGAGACUGAGUUAUUAAAUGUUCAGAACUAUGCAAACCA
Cygnus atratus (black swan) is the source of this 3971-nucleotide messenger RNA. It is a transcript of the gene FURIN, whose product is annotated as furin, paired basic amino acid cleaving enzyme. The transcript is spliced from 16 exons. Gene Ontology annotation, molecular function: serine-type endopeptidase activity. Gene Ontology annotation, biological process: peptide hormone processing. Lineage: Eukaryota; Metazoa; Chordata; Aves; Anseriformes; Anatidae. The record is from RefSeq and is a predicted model, not a curated record. The coding region runs from base 302 to 2671 and encodes 789 amino acids. Gene Ontology annotation, cellular component: Golgi membrane; trans-Golgi network.